AUGGUAUCAGAGGUUGGUGAUGUACAUGGACUGUCUUUCAGAAACAUCCCUGCUCUUAUGACAACUGCUAUUGGAGAUAUGGUUGUUGUUUCUUGGCUCUUUUUGGUUCCUCUGCUUGAGUUUGUGCUUCAAAGACAAUGUGAUGCAGCGCUCGUGUCUACAGUUCACAGGAAAUGCACGUCGAGCUUAGUAACGUGGGCUUGUGAUCCGAGUGGAGACAAUAAGGUGAUGGAACUUUGGGCCGAUCUGUUUAGGCCGGAUUCGGAAGGGCUAUUUACUGGCCUGCCCAUUCCAAGUCGGGAGUUGAGUCUUCGGAUUCGAGCGAAAGCUUGUGGUUCGGACUCUCUUAGAGUGGAGGAGACUGCGUGA
Molecule: messenger RNA, 369 nt
Organism: Thlaspi arvense
Lineage: Eukaryota; Viridiplantae; Streptophyta; Magnoliopsida; Brassicales; Brassicaceae
Source: the annotation of a GenBank genome assembly